AUGGGCGAAGCCGGAGAAGUAAAGCACGGCGAGGCUGCUGUUCGCACCACCUCGAGCCCGAACAGCACUCCGUCAGAAGACAUCAUGCCACGGCCGACCGUCGCUGAGGAAGAGAAGAAGACGUUUGUGCAGAGAGUCAUGACGCCAGGAUCAGUAUGGCAGAUCAUCAUCGCCGCUCUUCUAGCCAUUGCUAUUGGUUUGGCAGUUACCACUACGGUAGACGAAGUACCAGACGCGGCCAUCACGAUACUUGCCAUCCCAGGUAACCUUUGGUUGCGCGCAUUGAGGGCAGUCGUCCUUCCAAUGAUCGUCACCGCCAUGAUUCUGGCAAUCCAACGUCUGCGCAACAUGACACAGGGAGGAGGUGCAGCGGGUAAACUCGCUCGCUGGACAAUUGGCUACUACGUCAUCACCACCAUCAUCGCUGUCGCACACUCUGCCCUGCUAGUCGGCCUGGUCUGGAGUAAACUCAUGAACCCAGUCUCAGGAAGUGCUCUGGAUCUGGACGACGAGAACAAGGAGCUUGUGGACGAAAGGAAAGAAACUGCCAUCCACGAUGUCGUCGAAGACAUGUUCUUCUCGUUGGUUCCCAACAACAUCGUCAACGCCCUAGCGACCGAUGCCCUCCUUUCGGUACUUGUCACGGCCGUCGUCCUUGGAUAUGUCAUCAAGCCAGGAGGUGCAAUUCAUCGAGCCGUCGAAGAAGUCGAAGUUAUCGUCCUCAAGGUCAUCACAGUUUUGAUCCACCUUGCGCCUAUUGGAGUGUUCUUCUUGAUCAUGCCGAAUCUGUUCCGUCUCGAUAUUGCUGAGAUUGGGACGAACCUGGGUAUUUUGAUUGGCGGUACCUUGGUCGGCAUGUUCAUCCACCUUUUCAUUGUAAUUCCCAUCAUUUUCUUCGCGAUCACCAGAUCCAACCCGUACACGUUCUGGAUGAAGAUGAGUCCAGCAUGGAUUACCGCUUGGGGAACCGCCUCCAGCGCUGCGACCUUGCCUGUUACCAUUCGCUGUGUUUUGAAGCAGGGUAUUCCCAUCACAGUAACCAAAUUUGCCGUACCUCUCGGUUGUUUGAUCAACAUGGAUGGUACUGCGAUCUAUUUCCCGAUCGUCGUCGUAUUUUUGGCCGCCACUCAAGGCAUCACCCUGAACGCUGCCGAUUACAUCAUUGUUAUUCUUCUCUCGACUCUCGCUUCGAUCGGAACCACACCUAUUCCAAGUUCGAGUUUGGUCUUGGUUGUCAUGAUUGCUUCCAGUGUCAACAUCCCAAUCACCGGAAUGUACGCCGUCGUCAUCGCUAUUGACUGGUUCCUCGACCGCUUCCGAACUGCAAUGAACGUCAGUUGCGAUACUUUCGCAGCCAAGGUUGUCACGCACAUAACGGGGAUCAAAGACGAAGAUGGUCAGUCGUACGAUGAGGCCGAGAAUGUCGACCCGAACUCGCUCGGACGAACAGAUGAGUCCAAAGUUUAG
Alternaria ethzedia is the source of this 1467-nucleotide messenger RNA. RefSeq lists its product as uncharacterized. Gene Ontology annotation, cellular component: plasma membrane. Lineage: Eukaryota; Fungi; Ascomycota; Dothideomycetes; Pleosporales; Pleosporaceae. The coding region runs from base 1 to 1467 and encodes 488 amino acids. The transcript is spliced from 3 exons. Gene Ontology annotation, biological process: L-glutamate transmembrane transport. Gene Ontology annotation, molecular function: neutral L-amino acid transmembrane transporter activity; L-glutamate transmembrane transporter activity; glutamate:sodium symporter activity. The record is from RefSeq and is a predicted model, not a curated record.